AUGGAUUCCGAGUUGAUAACGCCUCCAUCGCUUGCCGUUGGGGAGUGUUCUCUUGAUCAGAGGGUGAAAGAGUUGAUUGCUUCGCAGAAAAAGUUGAUCGAAUGGCAACCAUACCCUUCUCUGUGCUCAAGAGCCUCUUCUCUGGCAGAUAAAAAGGCCUCGUUGUGUAGGUCGUUAUGCCAUGAUACCUCCAGCCGGUUGUAUGGAGCAGGUGGACUCGACCAAACUGAAGACACUUCCCGAAGCAUGGAAUACCCAGCCAUUGAUGAGACCAUCCUCACAACUGUUGCAUCCACAAGUGCUGCUAAGGAUAGUCAAUCGGUGCGAGAAACUGAUUGUCGGUGCCUCUUGACGAGCCCAUUCAGACCAUUUGAUCUGAAGCGGCCGGUGCCCGUUGAAGAGUCAUCCGAUACAGACGAGCUUCAGCAGCUGCAUCAAACGAGGACCGGACAGACUUUUAGCCUAUCUGACGGAGCCUCGGAGCAACAAUCCGGUCGCGAUGUUCACACCGUCAGAAAAAUGGAUGAAGAGACGAGGCAUAGAAGUCUUAUUGUAAUGAAGUUUGAACCGACUUGUCCCCCGCAAGAUGCUUACGAUUGCCCCGAGGAGCAACCAGAGUUAGACCUUUACGAGUCGUGUGCCCGAUUCAGUGAUGGCACAAACCAUACCAAAUGCUUCGCGAUAGGUUGUCAGCCUACCUUGAAAGAGGAUCGACUCAGUUCUUCCGCUGGCUCGCCCGUCCUAAACUUCACUCCAGCAACUCCUGCUUCUGGAGUUGCCUCUCUUCAUUUCAUUCGGCUAUCGAGCACAACUUCCAGCCCAACAAGCUCUGAUGAGGUCUCUAAAUCCGAUCGCUCUUACUCUCUGACAGACAACCAUGUAACCGAUUUUACUUCUUUGGCGGUCAACUCCAUGGAGACCAGAUGUAAUUGUGAUGCUAUCAGUGCCAUUAGUGUUUACGACGACGAGUUCAAUGCUGUUGUUGCUGAUGAUAUUGACGACAGUUGGAUGGCUAACAGAGGGAGGCCAAACUUGGUCGUUCCUUAUGCUCUCCGUCUCAGGACAGCCUCUGUCACUUCCUUCGUGACUUCCAGAAGUACAAAUGUAGUUAAAGCCUUAGACAUUACCAACAGACAGAUUGAUCUCCCAACUAUCAGAACAUCAGAGGCGUUGUCCGACCGUUUUAGUCUGUAUCAACCAUAUGACACCUCUAAACAAGGCCAGCCACCGAAACCGCGGCAAAGCGUAGAAGAAGAGAUAAAAGAACUAAGAGAACAAUCGAGAGAAGUCCUCUUUGCUCCGAAACCCGCAAGAAAGAUUUCCCAUCAACCUCAGCUCUCCAACCUGGCUAGAUCGAAAUUGAUGCCACCUCCAAAUCGGGCACCACCUGAACUGGUGCAACGGCCCCGGUCGGCUCAAGGACCCAUCUGC
Protopolystoma xenopodis is the source of this 1431-nucleotide messenger RNA. The record is from the annotation of a GenBank genome assembly. NCBI's taxonomy places the organism in Eukaryota, Metazoa, Platyhelminthes, Monogenea, Polystomatidea, Polystomatidae.